CGUGGGAAAAUGCACCGAACGUAGACCGGGACGACCGGGAAUGUGUGUGAAGCGUGUGUGUUAAGGUUUUUGAAAGUUUUGUUGAAUGUAAUUUUUUUCACUAUGUUGGUGUUAUUUGAGACUCCUGCGGGUUAUGCGAUUUUUAAGUUACUCGACGAGAAGAAACUAACCAAAACAGAGAAUCUCUACCAUGAUUUUGAAACACCAGAAGCCGCCAGCAGAGUUGUCAAGUUGAAGCACUUUGAGAAAUUCACAGACACAACAGACGCUCUGGCUGCCACAACAGCAGCAGUCGAGGGCAAGAUGUCUAAGUCACUAAAGAAGAUGCUGAAGAAAGUAGUGGCAAAGGAUCUUCAGGACCAGUUACUGGUGGCUGAUGCAAAGUUAGGCAAUGCCAUCAAAGACAAGUUGAAUCUGUCCUGUUUGUCUAACACAGCGGUACAGGAACUGAUGCGAUGCAUUCGAUCACAGCUGGACAGCUUGCUGGCUGGCUUUCCAAAGAAGGAGAUGACAGCCAUGGCCUUGGGGCUGGCACACAGCCUUUCAAGGUACAAACUGAAGUUCAGUCCAGACAAGAUAGAUACAAUGAUCGUACAAGCCGUUUGUCUUCUGGAUGAUUUGGACAAGGAGCUGAAUAACUACAUUAUGAGGUGUCGAGAAUGGUACGGCUGGCACUUCCCAGAACUAUGCAAGAUCAUCACAGAUAACAUAGCUUUCGUCAAGACUGUCAGAAUUAUUGGGACACGGGAACACACAAGUUCUUCAGACCUCUCAGAUAUUCUGCCCGAAGAUGUAGAAGCAAAAGUGAAAGAGGCAGCUGAAAUAUCAAUGGGUACAGAAAUAUCUGAGGAUGAUAUCCAGAAUAUUCAGCAUUUGUGUGACCAGGUGAUUGAGAUCUCGUCGUAUCGUUCGCAGCUGUACGACUACUUGCGUAGCAGAAUGAUAGCCAUGGCUCCUAACCUUACAGUGUUAGUUGGAGAAUUAGUGGGUGCAAGGCUGAUUUCACAUGCGGGUUCCCUCAUCAACCUGGCAAAGCAUCCUGCUUCUACCGUACAGAUCCUUGGAGCAGAGAAGGCUUUGUUCCGUGCCUUGAAAACAAAGAAGGACACACCAAAAUAUGGGUUGAUAUAUCAUAGUACUCUUGUUGGGCAAACAAGCACAAUACAUAAAGGAAAGAUUUCGAGGAUGCUGGCUGCCAAAGCAGCACUGGCCACUCGUGUGGAUGCCUUAGGGGAAGACUGCUCAUUGGACUUGGGUGCUGAACACAAGGUGAAAGUAGAAGCUCGCAUUCGUCUCCUAGAAGAAGGCAACUUGCGUCGUAUCAGUGGUACGGGUAAAGCGAAGGCUAAGUUCGAGAAGUAUUAUAGCAAGAGUGAAGUGAAACAAUACCCAACUGCUGCUGACUCUACACUACCCACAAAGAAGAGGAAGUUUGAGCAAAUGCAAGAAUCUCCAAAGAAGGUGCUCAUUGAAGAAAUUGUUGAUGAAAGUGAACUUCAUCCAAGAAAGAAGAAGAAGGUAAAACACGAAACAGUAAAUGAUGUUGAGACUGCAGGACAGGGGGAAGAACACAGUAAGAAGAAGAAGAAAAAGAAAAUUAAGAGUGAACCUGCAGAUGAUGAAAGCAUGGCAUAUGGUGAUGGUGUAGACGUGAAGGAGGAGGAGGAGGAGCAAAUGGAGACAGGGGAGACGGAGUCUGGCAAAAAGAAGAAGAAAAAGAAGAAAAAGUCCAAGGAUUUUGAUCAGUCUGGAAUCGAGCCUGAUGAUUCUUUCACUGGUUCCUUUGUUAAAUUGGAAACCAACAGUGAAAAAAAGAAGAAGAAAAAGAAGUUGGCUGAACAAGAAGAGGGUUAGUUUUUGUUGUAAAUGUUUAAAAUAAAAACUGCUGCAAGUGUAACAGAACAUGCAGCUCUUUAUUAUAAUCCUGUCACUUCCAGAACUUGAGAGUCCUGUUAUUUGCUGUGCUUUUAGAUAGCUAGUGUGGUGUGAUGUGUACAUAAUCAGUUUGUAUACAGAAUGUUUACUAUUGUAAAUAUUGGGACGUUUGUUUCUAUACAGUGUGGUCAAUAAAUUAGCCACAGUCACUUUAUAUUGUACCAGAUUUCUGGAAUGAGUACAUAUAGUAUUUUUCACAUGUUCAUGUCAAGCUGCAUUUUGUUUCUGGGGUGUGAGUUACAGGAAGCAUGUACAGUUGAGGUCACAAAAUGUUCGUAUGCAUCUCUUCAUUCAGUUCUUCUUUGUAUUCAGUGACUGGAAUGAACUGAAAUUCUUAGAGCAGCCAGAACUUCUAACAUUUCUGACAUUUCAGCCUCUGGAAUACAAAUCUCAAACUUCAUCGCUACACCAGCAUGCUUGGUGCCAAGGCACCAUUUACAUGGGUUAAGGAGAAGCAGUUUUGUGUGAGUUGAUGGGCUGUGUUCACAGUUUAAUUGCGCAUAUGUGUCUGGCGGUAAGGUUCAGAAUGUUAUGGGACUGUAUCUGUACUUCCCUGUAUGUCUUCAUGGUGUGGUACUUUAAGCUGCAGUACAGUGCAGAGGAACUGAUAGCUUUCUUUUCGCAGCAAUUGUAUGUGCCAUAUUUUUCUUUGGGAAAUUCUCUUUUGCCUUCCAAAAUAAAUAUGGCUGCCAGCGGCCCAAUACUGGGGUAGGGAUGAUAAAAUCCCAUACAUCUGAACAGUAGGGGUUAAUGAACAUAUUCCACGUAAAAGGUUUCUGAUGUGUUGUGACAUUGUUAAGCAUCAGGUGAUCAGAGUGCAAAAGAGAAAAUUAUUCACUGUGUAACAGAUACAUGGUUGGAACAAAUCUCUGAUUAUUAAUUUUAUCAGCUACUCUAUAGAUAUGAUUUACAUAAAUUAUGUUAUUCUAAAUGAUUUCUGCUGCACUCUUCUCAAAUAAAAUCGUCAUGAAGUACAUUCAUGAAGAUAGUUUAAAAUGGAUCUGUGCUAGUAAUGUUACAGAUCCAGAUCCAUUUGAUGAGUUUGAGGUUCUGAUGAUAGGGGUUGUAUCACCUCGGAAACAUCAGGCUUCCUCCACACCACAUGGCCUUAUAACUCUUGAAGUCCAAAGUGUUCAUGGAUGCAGUUGAUUUCAUGAACAAAACAAGGACUCUAAUUCUCAAGAGUCAGGUUUAUAAUCUUCAUUUAUUU
Messenger RNA from Cryptotermes secundus, 3145 nucleotides. RefSeq names its product nucleolar protein 58 (gene nop5). The record is from RefSeq and is a predicted model, not a curated record. Bases 103 to 1854 code for a protein of 583 amino acids. Gene Ontology annotation, cellular component: small-subunit processome; box C/D methylation guide snoRNP complex. Lineage: Eukaryota; Metazoa; Arthropoda; Insecta; Blattodea; Kalotermitidae. Gene Ontology annotation, molecular function: snoRNA binding. The transcript is spliced from 12 exons.